Fomitiporia mediterranea MF3/22 is the source of this 522-nucleotide messenger RNA. RefSeq lists its product as uncharacterized. Bases 1 to 522 code for a protein of 173 amino acids. NCBI's taxonomy places the organism in Eukaryota, Fungi, Basidiomycota, Agaricomycetes, Hymenochaetales, Hymenochaetaceae. The transcript is spliced from 3 exons. The record is from RefSeq and is a predicted model, not a curated record.
AUGAGGCCGUAUGGCAUAUACGAGCCCAUCGAGGUGCGAUUUGGCAAUUCCGGGCAGGAGCCUACUUUGUUGAAGGAGGAUUCCAAGCCUGGGACACAGAAUGGGCUACGUUCACGAGUAGUUGUGGGUCUCGAAGCCGUUGUAACUUUCCUGUCUAAGGAAGACUUCGACGGAUACGCGCUCCCGGGUACAAUAUCAUUCUUUGGAGCUGUAUUCGGCGGAAUCCAUUGUGCAGCAUGGAAUGCAACUUUCCCAGAUACGAAUGGUCAACUGAUUUGGCGCUUCUGCUGUAUAGUCCUAAUAGGAUGCCCUGCAUUUUUUUCUUCAUUUCUUGUGAUUGAAGGCAAUGACAAGGAAUCACUUCGAUACAAAUUUUUCCAUACACUCUUCUCCGCCUUCUUUUCAGUGUAUGCAGUGGCACGGGUUCAUCUUAUUAUACUCAUCGCGUAUUCAUUCCGGAGUCUACCUGCUAAUGCUUAUACCGAAGUGAAAUGGGUAUCAUUCAUUCCGCAGUUUAGUUGA